AUGAAGGCGGCUCAGGACAGUUACCGCCUUGUAAACGACAGAUCCGUGGAUAACAUAACAUUACACUUGCUCUACCAACCCCAUUCCAUCAGCAUUCUACUUGCUUUAGCUGUUUAUUCGAUCUACAAUGCUUUUCUGUUGUAAGUUUUUAUUGUUUUUGGCAUGAACAACAUCGAAAACUAUAUUUACUAUAUUGUUUUAGACAAUUUCAUGGCUUUUUAACUAAACUUUUGGGUUUUUAUAACUUUAAAACUAUUUUUGAUAAUUUAAUGUCUAAAUAUAUUAAAAAUAAUGUUACAGACAAGAUUCCCAAUCAGAUCAGAACAUAUUUUCUGGAGUAAAAGCAACAAUAAUAUUGUUCUUGUUUAUCAGUGCUUUCAUCUCACCUAAUGGUCCCUUUAUCAGACCUCAUCCUGUAGUAUGGAGGAUCGUGUUUGGAGUGAGUGUACUAUAUGCGUUGUUGUUGCAAUUGACUUUGUUUCAAAGCUUUGACGAUGUAAAGAAAGUUUUGACAUGGCUAGAUCCAGAUGGUUUGAGUAAACGGAAAAUUGAGGAAACGGUAGGUUACUGUAGUUCUUAUAGAGUCUUUUAGCAUAUUUGUUGAAUUUUUUUUUUAUUCUGAUCAAAAAAAUGUUUAAAUUGAUAAUAUUUUACUGUAAUCACAUAGAAAUUACAGUAUCUCUUACAAACCCUUCAAAUUACAGUAACUUUAGUCGUACGCCGAAGCCUGUUGGGACAUUACUCUUGAUCGCAUUUUGGCAUCUGUGGACUUCUUUGUUGUCGCUCACUUUGUUGGAUGGGUAAUGAAGGCUCUACUCAUCAGACAUACCAUAAUAUGUUGGUAUAUCAGCAUUUUGUGGGAACUUACCGAGCUCUUCUUUGGCCAUGUUCUGCCAAACUUUAGAGAAUGUUGGUGGGAUGCUAUAUUGCUCGACAUUCUACUCUGUAAUGGACUGGGUAUCUACUGUGGCAUUAAAUUAUGCAAAUUUUUGGAAUUCCACGAAUUUCAUUGGGAAAGCAUCAAGUAAGGAACUCAAUAUAUUAAGGGUUUUUAAUGGUGCAGUAGAGGUUAGUAUAAGGUGUAAUAGACAAUAAACUUCAUUUCUAGAGAGAUCCAGACAGCUGGAGGCAAAAUGCGACGUGUAGUACUUCAGUUUACUCCAGAAAGCUGGAUCCGAGUCGAUUGGUUCAACAACAGAAGUCUGCGACGAUGUGGAGCGAUAUUCUUGUUUAUUAUGUUCUGGUUGUUGGCUGAGCUGAACACCUUCUUCUUGAAGAGCAUAGUUGUCAUCGAUGUACAACAUCCAUUAGUUACUGCACGGUUGGUAUUGAUCUGUUUUAUCUCUGCACCUACCAUAAGGUAAGAAAAAGGUUACUGUAAUUACGUUUUACUGUAUUUAUCUUUGCAUUUUGAAAAUUAAGUUGUGAUAAGUUUUUAAAACUUUUUCUAUUAUAUAGUUUAAUCUGACCUUGUUAUAGGCAAUGGUACUUGUUUGUGACAGACCCACGAACAACUAGAAUUGGAAUGCAGACAUGGACGUUUGCUUUGGUCUGCAUUCUGGAGUUGGCAAUUUGCAUAAAGUUUGGCAGAAAAACUUUUGAAUCUCUACAAAUGCAGGCUCUUUUACUAUGGAUUGUUGUCGUGGUAUGUUGUUUAGUCAGUAGACAACAGAUCUGAAAAGGGCCCACUAGACCCGGGGUUCUUUACAGGUUUAGUAGGGAAGGAUUGUGUUUAUGAGUUGUUAAUAAUAUCACCUGAAAAGGUUAAAAGUUCAUGACCUCUUUAUUAUGGUUAAUAAGCAAAAGUAUGUUUUAGGUAAUUGGAACAAUAAUUUGUGUGUGGAUCUCUGUCAAAUGGACAUCGAAUUCAGCUUCAGAUGUAAGUUGAAUCAUAUUGAAAUCUACGAAGCUUUGAACUAGUUUUUAAUAACCAUUUGUUAUACAAUUAAAUUCUGUUCCAGAAGACGCAACUAAUCAAGGUUGGUGAAGAAACUCGACGGUUAUACAAGUGUUCUAGUACUGACAACUUGGUCGCAGUCGAAAGUCAAAAAGCUUCGACCGAAAAUUAA
Messenger RNA from Bursaphelenchus okinawaensis, 2069 nucleotides. NCBI's taxonomy places the organism in Eukaryota, Metazoa, Nematoda, Chromadorea, Rhabditida, Aphelenchoididae. The record is from the annotation of a GenBank genome assembly.